CGAAAUAUGUCGAAUAUUCCUGGAAAAGACGUUGAUCGUAACCAGGAAGCCACAAUCUAUAUAGGAAAUAUCCCGGAAGCCGUCUCCGACGCCAUCAUAUGGGAACUCAUGUUACAAGCUGGCCCAGUCGCAAGUGUGCACCUACCAAAGGAUCGUGUAUCAAUGUCCCAUCAGGGCUUUGGUUUCUGCGAGUUUGUAAAUGACGAGGACGCUGAAUACGCCUGUAAAAUCAUGAACCAGAUCAAGUUAUACGGUAAACCAAUCAGAGUAAAUAAGGCAUCAACAGACAGGAAACAAAUCGAUGUCGGUGCUAACUUAUUCAUUGGUAACCUCGAUCCAGGUGUUGAUGAGCGUUUGCUCUUCGACACAUUCUCUACAUUCGGUUUAAUGAUGGAUGUAGCCAAAAUUGCUCGUGACGACACUGGCUACUCAAAGGGAUACGGCUUCAUCCAAUAUAACGACUUUGAUAGCUCAGACCAAGCUAUUUCGGCUAUGAAUGGACAAUACCUCAUGAACAAGCCAUUAACAGUAGACUAUGCAUUCAAGAAAGACGGUAAAGGUGAAAGACACGGUACAGAAGCAGAAAGGAUGCUUGCUGCAGAAGCUAAGCGCAAUAACGCUCUACCAAUGCCAGGAGCUAUUCCUGGACAACCAUUUAUGCAAUAUCAGGGUAUGUUCGCAGGUGCCCUAUCUGGAAAUGCACCUGUCAUGCCUGGCCAACCAGCAGCCACCCCUACCCCUUAUGGUUUUACUCCUGUUCCUCCACCAGCACCUUAUGGAUUUAGUUAAUGAUGUGUACUAUAAAUAUUUAUUGUCUUGCUUAGGAUUGUAUUGAUUAGAUUGUGGCGAUUGUCUAAGGAAAACAAAUUGCGUCGAAAUCGAUUGUCAAGACGGAUAUAGACUUUACUAAUGAAUAUAUACACAGCCUUAACCAUUAAGUCAUACACUGGCAGCUUCUUGCGUAUCUCGGUGACGUAGUCCAAGCAUAUGCCCGAGAUCUCCCCAACGAAAGUUAAACGGACUGUGGCAAAUGCCGAGAAUAAGUGACAUAACCGAGAAAUGUAGUAGUGAUUCUAGAUCAUGG
Molecule: messenger RNA, 1084 nt
Organism: Wallemia mellicola CBS 633.66
Lineage: Eukaryota; Fungi; Basidiomycota; Wallemiomycetes; Wallemiales; Wallemiaceae
Product: RNA-binding domain-containing protein
Exons: 6
Coding region: 7-789 (260 amino acids)
Biological process (GO): positive regulation of mRNA splicing, via spliceosome
Cellular component (GO): nucleolus; U12-type spliceosomal complex
Molecular function (GO): RNA binding
Source: RefSeq, a predicted model, not a curated record